Messenger RNA from Culex quinquefasciatus (southern house mosquito), 929 nucleotides. RefSeq names its product UPF0687 protein C20orf27 homolog. The coding region runs from base 302 to 832 and encodes 176 amino acids. Lineage: Eukaryota; Metazoa; Arthropoda; Insecta; Diptera; Culicidae. The transcript is spliced from 3 exons. The record is from RefSeq and is a predicted model, not a curated record.
AUUUAUCUCAAAGUGUAAACAAGUAUUAUGAUUCAAAAUAAGUUCAAUUUUUCUGUCACUAUCAGUAUUUGAUUAUUCAUAAGCACAUAGCCGCAAUACAUGCCCUCUUGUUGAUCAGCGACAACAAGAUAAUCUUUGCGUUCAAAAUCGACCGUAAAAAAUUGUUGUGUCGAAGCACACAUCUUCACCAGCUAUGAAGAAACAUGGUCUUCAACAAGCAGCGCUCUGAAAUUAGGUGGAAACUCUUCAAGUGGUGCUUUGUCGUAAGUUAAGAGUUACAGGUAGAACAGAGUUUGCCAGCAUGGGAGAAGAACAUCACGUCCAUUUUGACGCCGCAGUGAUAAACGAUGAACUCCACGAUAACACAGUCAUUUAUCAAAUAUCAGGCGAAGGAAAGCAGCUCACGGUUCAUUUGGGAUUUCUUCAGAUAAAACAUAGAUAUCGCCUUGAGCUUAAUAUACCGGUGAAUGCGCUUGCCGAGGCUGGUUUCGAUGUGGGGUCAAACAAAAGUUUCAUCGUUGAAGAAAAAGCAAUUCCAAACAUCAACUGCAAAUUGCUUACCUUUCCCACAAAUAUCCUGACCGAUCGAGAUGGAAAACAGCACUACACUGUUGAGGUGGAGUUUUUUGCGCAUAAGGAAAAACUUUUGAAAGAACAUUUGGAGGUGUGUGGCAGUGAAGAUCAUGACCGCAAGCUGCACCUUACAUUUGUAGCACGUGUUUUGGGCCGUGGAAAAGGAACGCCAAUGCUACGAGAUGGCAUACAUUUGAUUUCCGUAGAAGAUAAUGAAGAAUCCGAACUGUCUGAUUGGCAGGGUUUCCCAGCUAAAUAAAAAUGCUGAUUUUUUCAUACUUUUUAACUAGCUAAAUAUUUUGUCAUGUUUUUAACAAUGGUUUUUGAAAAAAAUAUAUGCAUCAAUCUACGCUUAA